AACAUAACAACUUCCGGUUUGUCAUUGUGCGUUGAAAUAGAACAAUAUUUGGACGUGUUUCCAGUCCUGUGUUUAAUAACGGGCACUGUCAUCAUAAAAUCAGCAACCUGCCCAUUGAAAUGUUGAAGUUGGCAGUUAUUUUGUUCUUGUUUGGGCCGAGUUUUCAACUAGAUUUACCGACAUGUCGGCCAGGUGAUUACCAUUUUGAGUAUACAGAAUGUGACAGUAAUGGUGGCAGAUGGAGAGUCCAAGUACCAAAGAAACCAAACUCCUGUACAGGUGGAGCACCUCGUCCUGCUGUCAGGGGCAAAAGUUGUGAUUUCACUUGUGAUAAAGGGCAGUAUUUAGAUAUAUCUGGAGACCAGGAAUGUAAGCAUUGUCAAUCUGGUACAUUCUCACUUGGGGAUGGCAUUAGAUUUGAAAAUUGGGAGAAAAUUCCAGAAGGAUUUACAUCUACAGCAGAGUCAUUCAGAUUCCGCCAUUUUGAGAUGGGAGAAGGAGAGAAUGAGGACACGGUGAACUGUUCAAGCAAUGCAUUUUCUGCCAAAGGAAGUUAUCUGUCUGUCACCCCAGGAGAUUGCAAUGCUCAGUUGACAUACUCUGUUAAUCUAGUCAAGACAGGCUCAGUUCUGUUUGAGUUUCAGUAUCCUGAGGAAUCAGAAGGAUCGGCUUUGUUCCAUUUUACAAUUCAAAAUGACCAAUGUGAAUCUGAUUUAGAUCAUUCACACAAGAAUCAGUGGCCAACAAAGACUAAAAGUGGAGCUUGGGGACACAUUGGUACCAAAUUAGAGAAAGGCUUAAAUGUAUUGAAAUGGAGAGUAGUGGGAAUAGGUUCAGACAGAAGUAAACAAACAGUUGCACCUGUACUGAUUAGAAAAAUUGAAGUUACAGGUGUGGGUUUUACAUCAGUAUGUGCACAAUGUAAAAGUGGGACGUACAGCAGUGAAGGUUCUGAAAUAUGUACACCUUGUAAACCUAACACAUUUUCCAAACCAGGAGCAGAUAUGUGUAAACCAUGUAACCUGGCUACUGAAUAUUCAUAUGAAGGAGCUGGUGUUUGUACCAAGAGACCCCCAUGUACUAAGGAUGACUACUAUCAGAUCCAGUUACCUUGUGUCAAUGGGAAGACCCAGAAAUCAUUUGAGUGGAUACAACCUCAGAUUUGUCGUAAAGAUGUACCAGAGUCCAUUCAGCUGCCCGGUAAAACUGAUGCUGAGGACUGUCCACCUUGUAACCCGGGAAUGUUUCUAUCUAAGACUACUGGUUGUCAGUAUUGUCCAGAUGAUCAGAUGUCAGAUGGAAAAACACCAUGUCAGAAAUGUCCUGCCUCAACUUCACCAGAUUUUAACCUUGAAAUGAAUUGGUUUAAUACAAUGCCAAACAACAUGUCAUCUGAAUGUAUACUUUUUUCUGACGACACAUGUAAGUACAACUCCAGCUGGAUGCCAAUGGGAGACCACCUUGUUACACACUUUGGUCGCAGUGAGGACGCUUAUUUACUGCUGAUGCAGACAGUCUCAGGAUUUAGAACUGCUGAAUCAAAGGACCACAGACAGAUUGUUGGAACUAUUUCAUUUGAAUUUUCUACCCAAUGCUCCGGAAGAUGUGAAUUUGUUUUCCUUGUAGAGUAUGAUGGUCAUAGUGAGGUUAAAAAAGAAUGGUCAGGUCCUAAGCCAAAAACACACUUCUCGUUUGAUGUAUCCAACUCAGGUCCAAUGACAUUCUCCUGGGCUUUCCAGCGCUCCUAUAUUGGACAUCUUAGCAAUGGACAUGUUGCUGAAAAUGAUCUGGCUAGAAUGUACAGUAUCAAAAUAACAAAUUCACUAGAUGGUGGUGCUGUAGGCUGUAAAAAAUGUCCUAAGGGUGUGGUUGAUAACAGAAAGAAUCCUACAGCUAGGUGUGUUCCCUGUCCAGCUGGUCACUACAUUGAUGUACACAGUAACUCUACAACUUGUCAAGCUUGUCCUCUAAAUACAAUCAUCAGACCAACUAAUGCCUGGGGAAAAGAUAAUUGUGUGGAAUGUGGUCAGGGUCUUAAGGCUUCAGCUGCAGGAGAUAAGUGUGUCACUGAUUGUACAUUUACUGACAAGGAGGGCAAACUUUAUGACUUCACCAAGUUAAAUAAGAUAACAUUUGUAAAGGGAAGUAAUCUGUUUACUGGAUCAGGAACUAAAUAUUACCAUGGAUUUAAUAUCAGCUUAUGUGGAGGAGACAAAAUGGUCACAUGUACACAAAAUGUUUCAUCACCUGAAAAGUCGACAUCAGAAAGUAAAUUUUCAGAAUCAUCUCUAGUAAAAGGAGUAGUUUGUAGAUCUACAAUUAUACCUUCUACUGAUGCUUCAAAAUCACUCUCUACACAGCCUACCAGUCUUGGUGACUACAUUGACAAGAUAGUUACUAACAAAAGUCUGGUAGAGAUGUAUAAGAAAGAAGGAUAUUCAACUGAGGGUUCAGAAAAAGACAUACAUUUCUAUUCUAAAUCUGAAGAUUCCACAGAUGCAUGUCCAGAGGGACGUAAUACAAUAAUCUCCUUGAAAUGUGAUCAAAAGAUGGAAGAUGAUGGAGAAAUAGUUUUCCCGCCAAAAUGUGUAUAUGGAACAUGUGAUGGCUGUAACUUCCACCUGCUGUGGAAAACUGUGUAUGCUUGUCCUAAGUGUGCCAAGGAAGAUUUUGUUAAAAUUGUAGCAGAAUGUGUGGAUGGAUCACAGAGUAUACAUUAUACUAAACCAGAUCACUGUAUAGGAGAGCCACCAGCAAUUGAAACACAGAAAUGUGCCAUUAAACUUCCAUUCAUUGUAAAAGUAGUAGUACCACCAGUGGUUGCCCUUGGACUUAUUUUACUGAUAUGUGUCAUAUACUGUUGGCAGAGAAAUAAAAAUUUAGAGUAUAAGUAUAUGAAGUUGACCCACCAGAAUGAGCCAACCUAUGAUGGCGAGUUACCAGGUGUAGAUUCCUGUGGUUUGUCUGAUGGAGAAGAAGAUCAGUUUGACUCUGUACAAUUUAAAACAAGCAGAGGAUCAAAAAUACUCAAUAAAAUAAGAGGCAAAAGAUCUGAUAAGGAUGAUGAGAAUCCCUUUGAGACUGGACGCGGUGAGAAGAUACCUCUGACGUAAAGACAACAGAUAUGAUUUUAUUCCAAGAUGGCCUUAUGUUUCUGUCCAUUUCAACAAAAUGAAAUCCAGUAGUUAACAUUUUCUGUUGCUUUUAUUGUCAAACUACAAUUUGUCUCAAUAUUAUAUUGAAAGAUCAUUGAUGUAUUCCUAUAAAAAAAAGUCACAGAGGUUCUUUCCUAUAGUGAAUAUAUAAUACCAUCUUGGGUACCAGGACAAGGUAACAGAGUGUAUACCUCAUGGCUACAGUAUUUUUCGAUUAAGAUAUUUAUUUUCCAGUCAUUAAAUAUUUUUUAAGCAAAAUUAUAAAUUGUCAAAAUGAUUGAUAUUACAUGUAUUAAAGUAAAAUUUAAGUUUCUUUUAUUGUAGUUUUAAAUGUGAAAUUGACAAAUGAAAAGUUUCACAUGUUCAUAUAUAUAUCUAUUUAAUUUUUGAUUGUCACAAUCAUUCAAAAUAAAUUGAAAUAUUUAAUUGAUUUAACUGACUUAGAACAGUUCAUCAAAUGUGUUGAAAAAUCAUCAUACUAGUAUACAGUGUGUAAAGGUUGUCAUAUAGUUAGACAAUGGGACCAGUUUGUUUUUUAUUCCAAUGUUUACAGUAGAAGGGACCUGUUUCAUUAUUUUCUGUACAGAUACAAAGUAUCAUUUAACACCUUAUUUUGUGAUUAUUUUCUUUGUGAAUGGCAUAUACAUAUUUGAUUGAAUUUAUUUUACAAAUUAUUUACUUUUAUAAUUAACAGAUUUAUCACUUUCAUGAAAAACACUUUGUUGUGGCAUUACAAGAAAUUGUGUUGUAUUUUAAUGAACCAUGUACUAACUUAUGAAAAAAAAUCUUGUUAAAAUAUUUGUACAUUUGUUUAAAACUUUACGAAUGAAUAGAUAUGGUCAAAAUAUCCUUCAGUAUAACCUUUCAUUCUUUGUUUACAUCAAAUUAUUAUUUUAAAAAGACAUGAAACCAAGCCAUACCUAAUCUUUACUAACAGUGCUAUUAAAAUGACAAUUUUUGUAAAAGGCAUAAUAGCCAGAGAAUUAUUUAAGUUAGGUGUUUACAUAAAACAUAAAAGUAUUAAACAAAAAAUGAAUUUAUUCACAAUUAUUUACUUAUUAGUUAGCUAGAUAAUAUAUUUUUCUUCUUAAAGACAGAGAUAUUAGAAUCAGAGGUGCUUUAUUAUGUUAGUUUUCUGCAUUAUCAAUCAUGUUUUAUAAGAAUUGUGACGCAUAUUUUGUGAAGUUAUUGUUUUGAUUGUUUCAAUGUUUAAAUAUCUCUAUGAGAGGGAAAGGAAAUCCAUUUUAUCAUCUGUUUUAUAAUACUUUGUUGAUAUUAGAUGUGUAUUUCAUGUAGUUAUGUAUUCAAUAUAUGGUGCUGUUGAAGCUUAUUGUUGUUGCAGUGAGGAUUGGAAGUUUCUUCCUCUUUUUUUAGAAAAAGGGGGUGGGAAUGGGGAAUGGGGACACUUACAAAUUGGUAAAUGGCAUUAAGUUCUAUGCUUGUUUUUCAACUUGUGACCGAAUAUCUUUAAUGGUUUCUUCAUUUAAAUUCAAGCACAUAUUUCAAGGUAAUAUAGAAUCUUUAAAAUGGGCUUGUUGUGGACUCUGCUAAAAUGUUCAGUAUAUUUUUGUCAAAUUUUCUUUUAAAAGCCAAAAACAAAAACUGCAUGUUUGUAAAUAGAAGCUCGUUUUCACAUUUAGUAAAUAUUUUUGUUUCAAACUUUUGUUUCAUACUUUUAGUUAUUAACAAAGUUCUAAGUUAACAUGGCUUGCUUACAUGCAUAGUUGACCAGUUUAUUUUUAUUUUUUCAGGUCUUUUAGUCAUUAUUUUGUUGGAUAUUUUUUAACUUGUUAUUUAACUUGUUAAAACACCAAUAGGUUGUGAGUUCAAAAUGUUUUCCUUUUACAUAGUUUAUUGUUUUUUGUUUAUGCAUAAUUUUGGGGUAAUGGUUGUGUGUAAUAUUUUUUUUCUUUCUCACUUUAUUAAAGCAAUCAAAUUUUGUAUUUUACACGAUUAAAAGAACUUUAUACUUUUUUUUUUUGUAAACGAUUGAUAUUGUACUAAUAAGAUAAGCUUCUGUUUAGGUAUAUAAUUAUGUUAACAAUAUAGAAGUUUGUUUAUUUUGUGUCAGUCUUUCUGUAUUUGAGUUGUUAUGGCUAUAUUGUAUCAGUUUUGUGAAUGCUCAAAAUCUUUUUGUUCUAGAUCUGACAAUCUGUAGAGAUUUAAAACUUACCUUUAUGUAUGUUGUUAUAAAUAGUGUCAUUGAAGAUGAAGAUCUGCCAUAAUUCUGUUAUUUGUUUCAGAAUCUUAUGUAUACUGGGUAAUAUUUUCAAAUGAUUAUACAAAAUGUUUGAUCUGCCAAUUAAGCCCAAUUCAAUUUGGUGAACAAUCAAAUUGCCCUUUGUCCUUUGAAAUACUGAAAUGGCUAAGGUAAGCAUAAUUCAAUCUUCUUUUAACUACUUGAUCAAUAUCAUCGCUAUAAAUGGCUUUUUUUUUUAGGGUAAAAUCAAAAGAGGUUGCAAUAUAUUUUUCUCUUCUUUAUUCUCUUUUUUUAUAUUUUUUUGUGUUAGAAUCUGUCAUAUUAAAACUUGUUACUGUGACUUGACUACACCCAUUGUAGUUCAUUCAAAAUUCUGACCCAAUUGCAAUUUUCCCUUUCAUAAUGUGCAUCAUAAUCAUAAGCAUCAUGUACAACAUUUAAUGAUGUUUCAAUCAAGCAAGGAAUCUGAAAAUAUUUCUCUUUUCCUUUUCAUAUUGCAUGAAUGCCUGAAUAAAAUUUCUUGUACGCAAAUAAUAUGGCAACAUGUAUAAUUCUGACUUGGUCUAUUUGAACUAUUGUAAAAUAUUUACACCUAUAAUUAACCAGGGUAGAGUUUCAAUCAGUGUAAGCUUUUUCAUCACCCAUACUCAGUUAAUCAGUGCAAUAUAAUUAGAAUCUCUAUUACACAUGUAAUACACAUUGUUUAUCUUAUCACACAUGUAGGUUGUGUGUUACACAUGUAGAUUAUGUAUUACAGAUGUAGGUUAACUUAGCAUUCCACCUUUACAUUCCUUUUUUGUUAUUUUUGGUCUUUGUUUACUAAUUUAAAAAGCUAAUAUAUAUAAUAUGUCAAUAAAGUUUCUUUUAUUAUCAACUUUGUUA
Molecule: messenger RNA, 6237 nt
Organism: Mytilus trossulus (common blue mussel)
Lineage: Eukaryota; Metazoa; Mollusca; Bivalvia; Mytilida; Mytilidae
Product: endosome/lysosome-associated apoptosis and autophagy regulator family member 2-like
Exons: 23
Coding region: 120-3113 (997 amino acids)
Cellular component (GO): membrane
Source: RefSeq, a predicted model, not a curated record